UACCAAGCAACAAGGCGCUCUGUGGCUGUAGCGAGGGUUAUAAAGAUUAAAUCGUUAGCAGGCUAGAUAUUCAGCUAGCCAAACAAUGUGUCAAUACGCCUUUAACAAGUACUUCCGAACCGUUCUAUUAAUCGCAUUUGUUUGAUCAUGCUUUAAUGCCCAUACUAGUGAUACGUUCAGCAUAAAGCAGCAUGCAGUGAUGCUGUUUUGUUUAACUCAUACUGUUAGCUAGAAUUGCUAUCACAGGGUAGCUUUCUUAUCUAUGCUAUAUGGCUAUCUUCUGGUUAUAGGAUAUGGCUGAGAGAUUUUGUACCGACACUGGGGAAGCAGUCUACCGCUCCCGCGAUGCAGUGAAAAAUUUUAAAAUAAGAAUCAGAAUUCAACGGGUCACCUCCACAGUGGCUCUCUCGCAACAUCUGCAACAGCAGCACGAGCGAGGCACCAUCGAGCUCGACACUUUCAUCUCUCAAACACAAUCAGGUGCAGUUGAUGAAGAAGAGCUGGUGGUUGGCUGGCAAGAUAAGUUUUUCAGUCAGUAUGAAAUGGACCUGUAUCAGAAUGAGUCUGUAUGUCAGACUCCCCUGGAGAAACAGUAUCACACUGAAAUUCUGGCAAUGGAAAAAGCUAAAAGAAGACGAAAUCAGCGUAUUUUCACCUACACUGACUUUGAUCGCUUCACCAACUGGGAAGAGCAGGCUCAAAGUUUAAUGACAUCAGCCCAGGUGAGGCCAACCUUCCUAGCAGAGCGCAUGGCAAACAUCAGACACAGACGGCAAGAGAGACGGCCCAUGGACUCCAAUAUCACCAAGACCCGGUUAGUUGUAUGGGAGCCCUCUAAAGAGUUUAAGAACAGCCACAUUGUCAACACCUCAAUGCAGAGCAUGCACAUCAUGGCAGAUCUGGGCCCUGCUGGCAAGUUGGGACUGAAGGAGAAUGAAUAUGUGCUAUGCACCAUAAGAGCAGACAGCAGUGGAGUAAUUACGCUGAAACCCGAUUUCAACAAUGAUGGAGAAUCUUAUAGGCUGGGCACAGAGGGUGAUAAAAGGGAGGUGUGGCACAUCUAUCUGGAGAAUGCUUCUGCCCCCAUUUGCACGGAAGAGAAGGAACGAGAGCAACGCAUGUACCGAGAUCUCUACAACCGGCAUAAAGAUUAUCUCAACAGCCUUGUUGGCCAGGACUUUGAAAUGCCACCUGCCGGGAUUCUUCGUCUGAUUGUUAAUGGAGAGAUAGUUUCUGCACAGGGCUAUGAGUAUGACAACCUAUAUGUUCACUUCUUCCUGGAGCUGCCGAACAGCUGGUCCACUGCAUCAUUUCAGAGCCUCUCUGGUGUGACUCAGACAUGCCGAACACGCACGUUUGGGAAGGACAAUGUGGCAUUCUUCUCUUACCCCUUCAGCUUUGAGUCCUUCUUCAGGAAAGAGGAUGAGUCCGAGGCUUCUCUCCCCCUUUGGCCUGUGCUGUACUUCAAGGUUCUCUCCCUGGACUUCUGGCAGCGCCACAGAACUGAGGGAUACGGAUACCUGGUCAUACCUUCUACACCUGGCUAUCGCAGGGUGACAUGUCCCACGUGGAGGCCCCUGCAGACGGGCACAGUGGCUGAACUCAGGCGCUUCUUCAUUGGCGGAGCUCCUGAACUGGAGGACAUCAGCGAUGUGAGAAUACCCAGUACAUUUAAGGGAGAUCGACUGAGCCGGUUUGGCUUCCGCACUCAGGCAACAGGGAGUAUCACUUUUGUCCUGAACUGCCUCCAGCAUGCCCGGGCGUUUGUGGAUUCCAAAACUCUGAAGAAGAGGCGACAGACUGUUUUAGACCAACUAGGUGGUCACAGUGAGCUAGGAUCUGUUUCUAAUGUGCUAGAGGCAUUUCACAGGGCUCGUAAGCGAAUGCAAGAUGCCAGAGAGAGUCUACCCCAAGAUCUCAUCAACACCAAUGCCUCAUUCAUCUCAGAGUCCUCAGCAUAAGUGCACAGGCAUCUAUCCUUAAGGGGUUCUUCCUGUUUAAAGGUCAUACAGGACAGGAUGCAGUGGUUUAUCUGUUUCAUGUGAAGCAUUCCUCUUUGAUAUGUAUAUUGACUUUUUAUACUGUAAUGUCUUUUUAGAGAUGAUAUACUUUUUUCUAAAAUUGUUUUUUAUAAAAAAUAAACUAUGAAUGUAAACUGUAAAAUUAAUAUAUUGUCUAGACUUCAUGGAUGAAGCUGUUAAGAUAAAAUAACAUCUUUAAAAAGAGGCUGCCAUUACUGAUCAGUUUCCUACUUCAAGAGUAGGUUUAUUUUUUGUAAAGCACACAGUAAGCAGUAGAGAGCGCCAUUUAGGAUAAAUAAUGAACACGCCUUCUUGCUUAGCAUGAAGCAGUCUUUUAAAUCACUCUAAUAUGUGAUCAGUAUUACUUUGCAAGUUUUGGAUGACUAACAAUACAAAUUUGGAUGGUUAACAUUAAGUGUUUUAAUAUAAUGAGUUUAUUUUUUGAUAUUAAGAGCAACACUUCUCUCCGAUUACCCUGAUUAUUUCUUUCUCAGUUUACAUUGAUUAUGAUUUUUGUUAGUAAUUGAUAUUGAUGGGUAAAUGUAUUACAUAUCAGUGGUACACUUCGCUUUUGGACAUUUGGAUAAACAUGCAAGUGUAUGUGUACACUUGGGGGGUGGGGGGUUGACUCAUUUAAAGCUUAUUACCUUUUUCUAAUUUAUAGAAGACAAAAGCUUUAAAUCUCUUGAAAUUGCUACAUUUUUACAAUAAAUAAUGAGAGAUCAUGUCAAAAACUAAGUGCAAAUGAGUAUAAUUAUUUUUAAAAUAGUUAUUAAAUAGUCGGAACAAACUCGAGUGGCAUGGCAUGGCCCCCUCCUCCCAGAUGUCUUCCUGUGUGUGUGUGUGAGUGUGUGUGUUUGUUUUUGCAUGGCAACGGCCUUCCCAUGUAUCACAGCUGUUCCUCGUUUUGCUUCACUGUGCAUGAAAAUAAAGUCCUGUUUAGUCGUGGAUGUUUGACCAAACAAAAGCAGUGUGCAUCAUUGUUUGUGUUUAACAGUUUUCGUUGUGCCAGCUUUGUUACGUGUAGUAAAAAAACGUCUGUGUGUGCGACACAGCUUGAUUGUGCAUCCUGCCUCGCCUCCCACGUCACAUUGCGGUUUUCAGUACAACCUGGUAUGCACACCACUCAUAACGGAUUUUGCUGCUUUCUGCCUUAACGUCACUUAUGACUGAUUUUGCUAAUUCUUGCCUUACACUCUUUGAUCAGAGGGACAAGCUGAAACUUGAUCAGCUACGUCCUCACUAAAAAUAUGAUUAUAGUCCAAAUUGUGAAUAUAUAUAAGCUUUAAGUGUUAGUAAGUCAUUAAUAAAUGCUGAUGUGUUUUACACUUCACAAUAAAGCUCCCCUUUAGUAGCAAUAAGUGUAAGUUAUUCAUAAAUAUUUAUGUGUUUUACAUUUUACAAUAAGGCUCCUUUUUGUAGUUAUAAGUGUUAAUAUACCAUUAACAAAUGGUUAUAUAGCCCAAGCAGCUUUGUUCCUCAGUGCAGUUGUUUUUUAAAAGAGCUUUAAUUUUGACAGUGGAAUGAACACUUCUAUCCUGAAAACCUUCUGACUCU
This is a messenger RNA of Electrophorus electricus (electric eel), 3578 nucleotides long. It is a transcript of the gene mks1, whose product is annotated as MKS transition zone complex subunit 1. Gene Ontology annotation, biological process: cilium assembly. The record is from RefSeq and is a predicted model, not a curated record. Gene Ontology annotation, cellular component: MKS complex. NCBI's taxonomy places the organism in Eukaryota, Metazoa, Chordata, Actinopteri, Gymnotiformes, Gymnotidae.